Umbelopsis ramanniana AG is the source of this 1497-nucleotide messenger RNA. RefSeq lists its product as uncharacterized. The coding region runs from base 1 to 1497 and encodes 498 amino acids. Lineage: Eukaryota; Fungi; Mucoromycota; Umbelopsidomycetes; Umbelopsidales; Umbelopsidaceae. The record is from RefSeq and is a predicted model, not a curated record. The transcript has 9 exons.
AUGCCAAAGACACCAGCUUCCGUCUGUAUUACAGAAACAGAAAAUUACUCUGGCAUGAUAUUCGUAUGCCAGUGGUGUGAAAAGAAGUAUACAGUCAGAUCUUUAUUGAUCCGUCAUUUGGGCAGCCAUAACAAGAUGCUUUCAAUGCAACCGGUCUUUCGAAGACAAGUCAGUACAAUCGAUGAUCAAAUAUGUCAAUCACAAGUAGCGUAUGCAUGCUUGCUAUGCUCUGUUGUAACUUCAACUCCAGAGCUUGUACGCAAACAUUACAAGGAAGAAAAUCACGAUGAGUUGAACUGCAUAGUGAACGCGUCUGAGCAAGAAAUGGAUGUGCUCUUUGCAAAGGUAAAAGCCAAAAGUUCCAGUACAGUAGAUACUUUCGAUGAAGGCACGUCAUCAUCUGCCCACGAUGAUUUGGAUUAUGCCUCUAGAGCAGAUUUCCAAUGGUAUGUGGGCACGGUAAACGUGUCCGCCAAAUUCCACCAGUUUCAGUUAAGGGCCUAUGAACUCGGUAAAGAAAGAAGUCUCAACUACGAAGAGCAUGUGGAGGAGUUGCUAUCGCAGACUCAUAUCAUGCUGUUGAAGCCGGAUCAAAGAUGCAAACUUGCCUUGAACGUGUACGGAGGCCCCUCAACGACUAGAGCCAUUCACGAAGCUGCCAAUAAGGCUCUACUUCCGCACUCAUCUGAAGUACCCCAGGUUACUCAAACUCGCUUUUUGCAGUUGGUGGAUCAACUGCAAAAAGGAGAUAUGGAGUUGGACGCCUUCGACAUUGAACUCUCGUUUCUCAUUAGAGACGUCAACCGACUGACCAAAAACGUUCUGCUGGCGAUAAGAGACUUGGCAAGACGCUUGCCAGUGAAAACCAUGCUGACCAGCCCGUCCGAGGGAGAACUAUGUGUCACCUGGCUGGAUCCUAUACUAAGACAACUUUUGUCUCAGAAUGAACGGCGAUUUUUCUGGGCAAAUGGAGAAUCAGCAGAAAGCAGAGAGCGCAAGGGGCAUCGUGGCAACCAGGCUGAUGGCUAUGUUUCUAUAAUACAGCAACGAGAAUAUGAUUGCACCAUUGGAUAUGUUGAGGUCAAGGCAGAAGAUCGCUCUGGUGAUAACCACAUUAUCUCCCACGAUCUCAUAAGGUUGGCCAAGUUCAACAAGGAUGCCAUUGAUGGUAACUCUGUGGACGGCGCCAUAGCCAUUCAAGCAGUAGGAUGGACCAUGUCCAUAUACAUCACCAAGCUCUUAGCCGAUGGUGUGUAUGUGAUGACGGAGAUGGCGACGUGGACACUACCACGGUCACUGGAAGAGCUGGACAUGUUUGUCACUGCCUCGACUUUACGCAAGAUGAUGACUGUUCAACAGUCUUAUCUGCGUAAUUGUCAGAGGUCAACAUGUCCAGAAGACUUGCAGGAAAAUACUCGACCGACCAUGAGUAGCCCACGGAUGCAAGAGUUCUUGGGUGACACCAGAGAUAGGCGUCGUCUGUCACCUAUGUUGUAG